AUGACAUCUCAGAUCGAUGGAGACAGGCUGUCGCAGAUAACACAAGCUCUUGAAGCUACUUACGACCCGCGUUCGACCAACGAUACACGACGAGCAGCUCUCGAAUUCCUCGACGGCGCCAAGAAGCAACCAGACGCGCCGCAACACGGCUACUCGCUGGCUAGCGACCCCUCGCAACAACCUGCCAUCCGUCACUUUGGUCUGUCACUACUAGAGUUUGCCAUCCGCUAUAGAUGGGAAGACUACGGUCAGAACGAGGCCGAUACUCUUCGUAGCUGGAUCCUCAACCUCGCCCAAAACAUAUCCGCGUCCGACCCUCAAUACUUCCGCAACAAAGUAGCCUCACUAUGGGUCGAGGUUGCCAAAAGAUGCUGGGGUGCAGAAUGGUUAGAUAUGGAUGCUCUCCUGGUAGCCUUGUGGGAGACAUCAGACGACAGCAAGCAGCUUGUAUACAGGCAAAUGGUGCUAUACAUACUUGAGUGUCUGUCUGAGGACAUCUGCAACAGGGAAGACCCAGUCGCUGGUCUUCGGCAAGAUGUGCUCGGUCAGUGCUUGAACGAGAUUGUCAUCCCCAGUCAAUUGUAUAAAGACCAUCUCGAAUCGCGUGGCAGCUCGCAGAACGUGCGCCAUACUCAAGACGGUUGGCUUUCUCGCAUGUGCGCAUUUCUCUUCCAGUGCUCUACAGUCAUUCAACAAGGCGACCAACUAGUCGUCGUCUCUGCCACAAAGACUCUCGAAGCCUUGAGGCCGACGGUGACAUGGCUCAGCUUGAGAGCCUUGACCGAGACCCAGUGUGUUCAAUCUCUGUACAAGAUGCUUGCUGCUGGUGAUACUACUGUGAAGACUGCCACUAUCGAUGUCUUGCAGGCCAUCCUGAGUCGCCCCUACAACGAACAUUUCCGUGAAUCCUGGUCUCAGAUCAUGUUGUCUGUACUGGAACUCGAUCACAUUGAACUGCUCAAGAACAUCCACCUCAGCUGCAGUACUUCCGCCGACGAUAUCGACGAGGCUAAAUACACUUUGCAGAAGAAGCUAUCCGAGGUUUUAUCUAUCCUGGGAGACGCUACUGCUGCCAACCCGGGAAUCAUCGCUACGCCCGAAAACUGUACUGCCUUGAUUGACGUGAUGAUGCUUGCGUUCCAGCAUGACAGUCUUCUCGUUUCCAUUCCUGUCUUGCACAGCUUCACAAAACUUCUCGUCGCGAAGAACCAGACCAUCUCUAGUGCUAUGGGUCAGAGAGUAGCCAUUCUUCUGGGAACUUGCAGCCAACGUCUCAUUAAAUACGAGUCACUCUCACACGAAGAGCUGCCGGUGAUUCUGUAUCUGAACGAGGACUUCGAGAACCCUCCGGAGCUUCAUUCCUUCCUUGGAAAUUACCGAAGAUAUUGCAUUACAGUCAUCGAGAACAUUGCUUACUACAUGCCGCAAGAAGCUGUUGGCCACAUACUAGAUCAGACGGUGCAGAUGGUUGACACAAUCUGCCGAGAGUUCAGACCGCCUUUCGCGCCUACAGGGCCUUCAAAGACGCCAAUUCCUGUGCUACAAUUGGAAUCGCAAGCGUCCGUUCUUAGGAGUACGAUGAAUGGCUUCAUCCAAUGGUAUAGCAAAGCUUCGCGGCCAGAGUCGAAGUCUGAUCAACAUACCACGAAUAAGAUUUAUGGUGUAACGCUCACGAAUCUGCGCGACUUCUGUUACAAGUUGAUGACCAUGAAGCCACAACAUCCUGAAAUAGCUCGCCUUACAACACAUAUCGCAGUCAACGUUCUGGUAAAGACGUUGCAAGGACAGCCUGAGUUGGUGGUAAAGAUCCUGGACUAUUGCUUAAAUUUACAAUAUCCGGAUGAUGGUUCCAACAAGGACUACACAGCUGCUGUCAAGAACUUCCAAGGAGCACGUUUGGGUGAGAUGCAACGAAUUGCCAUGUCAUUCCCGGACUAUCUUCUUGACGUCUACUCUGACCUCGAAGUUCGUGUCAAUGCUCUGAUGUCUGCUGAGGGCGCCGAUGAGCGCACCAGAUGGGGCCUUCAGGCGUUUUUGUUUAUCGUUGUACAUCGGGCAUCCGCUGUUGAUUCUCAAGCGCGACUUGCUCGUCUUCAACAAAUCAUCCAGCCUGUGAUAGAGACUUGGCAAGAUCCUCAGUUGACGGAAGCUUUGUCUACUUUCUCUGGUUUCUGCGGCGUUGUCGGUCUUGAAGGCUUGCCAGAGUAUCUUACAGCCCAAGGAUACGCUUCUGUUCAGGAUUGGCCUAGUCAACCUUUGGACCAGCAAGGCAAGGCGCGUCAGACAGACGUGCAGAUGAAGGUCAUGCGUCUGCCUCUCAACGCCACUAAGAACCUCCUGGCAGCUACUACUGAGAAACUGAAAGAGUCAUCACGCGAGUAUCAGAUUGGUGCCCAGGUUUGGGGUCCCGCGAUUCAAGCCAUGCUCUCAAACGUACUGCAAAUGACCAGACACGCAACUUCAUUCCCCAACACCAGCAACUGGUCGAACCUCCCUCCCGAGCUGCAAAUGGUGAUGCAGAAGAUGCUUGUCGACAGAUUCUGGCAAGCGGGUAUCUCGAAUGAAAGUAGAGAUGAAUUCUAUGCCCGCAUUGCUGAAAGCGGAGACACAUACGAGGGUUUCGCCUCUGCUAUCCGUGGUAUCCCUCGACAGAUUCGUGACUGGUGCUACCACAUCAUUUACGGCAUGACCAGAUUUGAAGAGGAGUUUUUCGGUCUUAGGGAGCUGCCUGUGCCCUUGGCUGAGGCGUUGCUUACAGAUGCUUCUUCUUUAUCGACCCAUCACUUACAAAGGUUGAUUGCGUUGGUGGAACGACUCGUGCAGAGGUGCCCGGCACAUCACAGAAAACAUUUCAUGCCUCCGAUAUUGUCCUUGUUCUUCUCCCAGACUGACAAGAAGAUCAGUACCGAAUGGGAAGUGAUAGAAAGAUCGAGCACUCAAUCCGUCGAAGGAGAAGAUCAAUUGAACGACGAGAUGAAGGCUGAAAGCGUACUGCGAGCGACAACCUAUGCAGUUGUCAAUUUCGCCUCAUCUAUCCUCGAUCAUCGACCAACAGGUUUUGUAGAUGUCACACCCGUUACCCAGCCUCAAUCCUCACAACUCACCAUGCGUGCUCUCAUUCUCUCCGAGCCUUCCAUACUGGAGCCUCUGAUCCUCUUCUGCACUCAUGCGCUGCGCAUGCGCGAUUCACGCUGCUGCACCCUCAUCUGCCGUAUCCUGCGCUCUAUCCUCCCAACCUUCGUCGCCGACGCCCCACCAGCACCCCAAGUCCGCGAGUUCAUCAGCACUGAAGUUCUCAAAGCUUGCAUCACCUCGCUCAAUGAGCCUUACUUUGUCGAUGUACAACGGGAUCUGGCGAACUUGAUCGCGAACAUCGUGGCGUUGUACUCUCCGCUCUCCUCCACAGCCAGAGAUGUGCUUCUCAGCCUCCCCGAUAUGGGUCAGCAAAAGGUGGAUCACGCGAUCGAGAGGAUAGUAGGCACUAGCAGUGAACGCACACAAAGAAUCUUGGUACUAGAGCUGUUGGAAGGAGUCAGAGGUGUCUCUAUCCACGAAGCUGGAAAAAUCGAUAGGAGAGAUACCAAGGCUAAGAGAAGUGCUAUGCAACAGCAGUAUAUGGAAGUUGAGCAAAAGCCUGCUGGCGGCAAGAGGGAGCAGAGUCCGAAGUUAGAGGGAAUGGCCGAGAUGUUUGGCGGAGAGUAG
Messenger RNA from Aureobasidium melanogenum CBS 110374, 3702 nucleotides. RefSeq names its product nuclear import and export protein Msn5. The coding region runs from base 1 to 3702 and encodes 1233 amino acids. Gene Ontology annotation, biological process: RNA export from nucleus; protein export from nucleus. Lineage: Eukaryota; Fungi; Ascomycota; Dothideomycetes; Dothideales; Saccotheciaceae. Gene Ontology annotation, cellular component: nucleus; RNA nuclear export complex; cytoplasm. The record is from RefSeq and is a predicted model, not a curated record. Gene Ontology annotation, molecular function: nuclear export signal receptor activity; RNA binding; small GTPase binding. The transcript has 4 exons.